This is a messenger RNA of Trichechus manatus latirostris (Florida manatee), 2089 nucleotides long. RefSeq names its product integrator complex subunit 10 (gene INTS10). The coding region runs from base 307 to 1830 and encodes 507 amino acids. The transcript is spliced from 12 exons. Gene Ontology annotation, cellular component: integrator complex. The record is from RefSeq and is a predicted model, not a curated record. Gene Ontology annotation, biological process: snRNA processing. Lineage: Eukaryota; Metazoa; Chordata; Mammalia; Sirenia; Trichechidae.
AGAUGAGACUUUUCUGGAACCAGCUCAACUCUUUAACUGAAGUACAGUCUACUUUGCUGAACUGUAACUUCAGUGCACUGAACUUCAUACAUGUACCACAGUUCAAAAUUCAUUUCCUCACACCAAUGGCCAGGUGUGCAUCCCUGAACAAAACAUACAGCCUGUUGGAUUCUGUGCUCUUGUUUUUUGAAUGGAGAAUCAGACGUUAGUCUUUGUCUAUCAAGUACUACAUAAAUAAUAAAUAGUAAUGUUAAUUGUAGGCUGCUUUUUUCUCACAUCGUAGGUACCCAAGAUACAUCUGAUUUAAUGUCACCUAGCAAACGUAGCUCUCAGAAGUAUGUCAUAGAAGGACUGACUGAAAAAUCAUCCCAGAUUGUGGACCCUUGGGAGAGGUUGUUUAAGAUUUUAAAUGUUGUUGGAAUGAGAUGUGAAUGGCAGAUGGAUAAAGGAAGACGAAGCUAUGGUGAUAUUUUGCAUAGAAUGAAGGAUCUCUGCAGAUACAUGAACAACUUUGAUAAUGAAACUCAUGCAAAAUAUAAAAACCAAGUAGUUUAUUCCACUAUGUUGGUCUUCUUUAAGAAUGCAUUCCAGUAUGUCAACAGCAUACAGCCAUCUCUGUUCCAAGGUCCUAAUGCCCAGAGCCAAAUUCCACUUGUUCUUCUUGAGGAUGUGUCAAAUGUGUAUGGUGAUAUAGAAAUCGAUCGUAAUAAACACAUACAUAAAAAGAGGAAACUGGCUGAGGGAAGAGAGAAAACCAUGAGUUCAGACGACGAAGACUGUUCUGCAAAAGGAAGGAAUCGUCACAUUGUAGUCAAUAAAGCAGAGCUUACUAACUCAAUUGAAGUGUUAGAAAGCUUUAAAUUGGCCAGGGAGAGCUGGGAGUUGCUCUAUUCCCUAGAAUUCCUUGACAAGGAAUUUACAAGAAUUUGUUUGGCAUGGAAGACAGAUACUUGGCUUUGGUUAAGAAUCUUCCUCACUGAUAUGAUCAUCUAUCAGGGUCAGUAUAAAAAGGCCAUCGCCAGCCUGCAUCAUUUAGCAGCUCUCCAAGGAUCACUCCCUCAGCCACAGAUCACUGGACAGGGGACCCUGGAGCACCAGAGAGCACUUAUCCAGCUAGCAACUUGCCACUUUGCUCUUGGGGAGUACAGGAUGAUGUGUGAAAAAGUCCUUGAUCUGAUGUGCUACAUGGUACUCCCCAUUCAAGAUGGAGGCAAAUCACAGGAAGAACCAUCAAAAGUAAAGCCCAAAUUUAGGAAAGGUUCGGAUCUGAAGCUUCUGCCUUGUACCAGUAAGGCUAUUAUGCCAUAUUGCCUGCAUUUAAUGCUGGCCUGUUUUAAGCUUAGAGCUUUCACGGACAACAGGGAUGACAUGGCAUUGGGUCAUGUGAUCGUAUUACUUCAGCACGAGUGGCCACGGGGAGAGAAUCUUUUCUUGAAAGCUGUCAAUAAGAUUUGCCAACAAGGAAAUUUCCAAUACGAGAAUUUUUUUAAUUAUGUUACAAAUAUUGACAUGCUGGAGGAGUUUGCCUACUUAAGAACUCAGGAAGGUGGGAAAAUUCAUCUGGAAUUACUCCCCAAUCAAGGAAUGCUGAUCAAGCCUUCUAGCCCUCCCAUGGGGUUACUGCAGCAGGAAUUCUUACCUGUGCUUCAGCCCAGCAUACAGACUGCUGACAGGCACCACACGGUCACUCGGGGCAUCACCAAAGGCGUGAAGGAGGACUUCCGCCUGGCCAUGGAGCGCCAGGUUUCCCGCUGCGGUGAGAACUUGAUGGUGGUCCUGCACAGGUUCUGCAUUAAUGAGAAGAUCUUGCUACUUCAGACUCUAACUUGACCGAAGACCUUUCUGCCAGAGAGUUUGUAGCUGUGUAAUUUCUUUGGAAGUCAUAAAGCAGUGGUCAGCGUUUCUUGAACAACUCUUAAAAACCAGAAAACCAUCUGAGUUCUAACUCAUUGGUUGCUUACAAGUAGUUCCCAAGAGUCUGAGAAGGUAUUUCUAUUUUUAAGAGCCAUUUUUUAAAAUAAUUUUUGUAAAACAUAUCCUGCUUUGUAAAUAAAAAUCAUCUUAAAAUUCAAGACUUUAAACAACUAUU